AUGGCUAACAGCAGCCGAGCUGAAACGCUUCCGCCGAGCACAGUAUUGGCCCUCCCCGUUCCUCCUUUCGUUUCGACCGCGGAUCCAACAAAGCCCCCAAGGACGAAGGCGCUUCUAUUUUCCAAGCGCAAGACUAGCAGCGGAACCUCGGUGAUCCAAAAGCCUCCAAAGAAGCAACAAUUGUCCGGCAAGCAGAAGAAGACCCUCAAAGCGGAGUUCUCCAGCGUUCACUCAUCACAAGUAGCCACCGAGUUGUUCGAGGUCAAGAAGAAGGCUCCCACGCACGUUCGUGACACCAUCAAAACGGUCUUGGCGAAGGCCGCAGCCGCCGGCAAGAAUCCCUGA
Phytophthora nicotianae INRA-310 is the source of this 345-nucleotide messenger RNA. RefSeq lists its product as hypothetical. The record is from RefSeq and is a predicted model, not a curated record. Lineage: Eukaryota; Oomycota; Peronosporomycetes; Peronosporales; Peronosporaceae. The coding region runs from base 1 to 345 and encodes 114 amino acids. The transcript has 2 exons.